AUGGCAAUGGCAACGAAGCAUUCGAGAAAGGACGCCCGAAGGACAGUCAAUCUGGACUUUGACGCUCGCGUCCCCAUCCCCUUCAGUGUCUUCCCGUCGUCGUACCGGAGUGACGCUGUCUCUGAGGCUACUCACACCCGAGUAGAAGGAGAAGUCAACUUGGAUCGCACUUCGCGCGUCGGACGGGAAGAUACUCGAAUCGCCGCUCCUCUCCCUGACCCCAACGUCUACGGAAAGGAAGAAGUCGACGUCGACGUUCGCUACACUUCUGACGACCGUCGUCGCCCAGCUCGUCGCUACGAGGAGUCCGAUCUCGUCUACGAGGAACGUGAGCGUUACCCCGAGGUAGAGCUUUCUCGUGAACGAUACCGUGCCCCCAUUGGUCAUCACCGUCCUGGUCCUGACCGCGCCGAAGUUGAGUCCCAGCUUGAUAUCACCGAGCGUGAAUAUCGCCGUCGCGUCCACCCACCGACCUACGAAGUCGACGCUGCCUACUCCUCCAGUGCUUACGAGCCCGUCGAGUCCUACCGCAGCAACAACUCCCGCAGCAGCACUCGUGAGGUAGACGUCGACGCCUACCGUACCAGCAGCCGCUACUCCGCUCCCACCGAGGUCAACGUGAGCAAGACCACCGUCUACGAGAAAGACCCCAAGACCAAGAUGGGUUACUACGACGACGAAGGCCACUACCACUCCUUCCGCCGCGGCGUCGAGCGUGCGGCCGAUCGCUUCCUCCACCCCUUCCACAGCGAGGCCAAGGAGGACGUCGUCGUCCAGGAGCGUGCCCCCGCCCGCCGCCGUGAGAAUGUUCGCGUCGUUCGUCCUCGCAGCGGCCACCCGCCCGACACCGUCCCGAUCCCCUGCCACUUCAUCCGCAUUGGCGAUCUCCUGGUCCUCCAGGGCCGUCCUUGCCAGGUGAUCCGCAUCUCGGUCUCCUCCCAGACCGGCCAGCACCGCUACCUCGGUGUCGACCUGUUCACCCGUCAGCUGCACGAGGAGUCGAGCUUCGUCUCCAACCCCUCGGACUCGGUCGUCGUCCAGACCAUGCUGGGCCCCGUCUACAAGACCUACCGCGUCCUGGACAUCGAGGACGGCCACGUCGUCGCCAUGACCGAGACCGGCGAUGUCAAGCAGGGUGUCCCCGUCCUCAACCAGGGUGGUCUCUUCGAGAGACUCAGCGACGCCUUUGCUGACGGCCGUGGCAGCGUUCGUGCUCUGGUCAUCAACGACGGAGGUCGCGAGCUGGUGGUCGACUACAAGGUGAUCCACGGAUCCAGACUGUAA
Paecilomyces variotii is the source of this 1284-nucleotide messenger RNA. Its product is annotated as putative Woronin body protein hexa. Gene Ontology annotation, molecular function: RNA binding; translation elongation factor activity; ribosome binding. The transcript has 3 exons. NCBI's taxonomy places the organism in Eukaryota, Fungi, Ascomycota, Eurotiomycetes, Eurotiales, Thermoascaceae. Gene Ontology annotation, biological process: positive regulation of translational elongation. The record is from RefSeq and is a predicted model, not a curated record. The coding region runs from base 1 to 1284 and encodes 427 amino acids.